Molecule: messenger RNA, 1629 nt
Organism: Caenorhabditis briggsae
Lineage: Eukaryota; Metazoa; Nematoda; Chromadorea; Rhabditida; Rhabditidae
Exons: 8
Coding region: 1-1629 (542 amino acids)
Molecular function (GO): acyltransferase activity, transferring groups other than amino-acyl groups
Source: RefSeq, a predicted model, not a curated record
AUGUCCGGAUCCUGUAACUCAGAAGACCUCCCGAUUCUAUUCAACAAUUUGAAACUAAUUCCCUUCACAGCGUGCGCAGCAUUUUGUUCCAAAUUUCCAGUUGAAAAAAAUUCCGGAUUUUGGGGAUUUUCCAUUUUUCUGGCGGCUAUGAUAGCAAUAUUAUUGAUUGCCAGUGUUUUGGAUUUUGUUUUGGAGAAGAAUAACAUCGAGAGUUCUGGAAGCAUGCUGAAAAUCCUAUUUUGUUUUUCGAUUUGGAGCAAUUCAGAAGUCAUAUUAUCAGUGAAAGAGCAGAAAGUUGGAUUUAUCAAAUCAAUGGAUUCAAUUCGAUUUUUAUCAAUGCUUUGGGUUGUUACAGGACACACUUUUACAUUUUUAAUACCCCCAGACACCCUAAAAUCUCUAUCCAACUUCACAAAUUCCUACUGGAAUCAUUUAAUUUUAAACGCAUUUUUCUCCGUUGACACUUUCUUCUUGUUAUCUGGAACCGUUGUGGCCUAUCUAUUUUUCAAGCAGAAGCCCACAAAGUCACAAAUUUCAAGUCCGAUGACGUGGAUUUUGUUUUAUGUACAUCGAUUUUUGAGGUUGACACCUCCUUAUAUGAUCUUCAUUGGAUUUUAUGUGGUUUAUGGACAAUAUGUGCAAGGACCAUUUUCGGCGAGUCAAUUUAAUACCCUGCUCCCCGGAAUCCAAACCUGCCAAUCCUACUGGUGGAAGAAUCUACUGUACAUGAAUAACAUGGGCGAUGCGGAGACGGCCUGUUAUGCUCCGUCCUGGUACCUAGCAGUGGAUACUCAAUUAUAUUUAAUUGCCCCAAUUAUCCUAAUUGGUCUCUGUUUUUCUUCUUUAAUUGGGUCGAUUAUAGCCGUGAUUGGCUGUGUAGCAAGCGUGGUUACAGUAUACAUUUUAUAUUCAACUUAUGAUCUUCCCGCGGACUUUUUUGGAAAUGGAAACACAAAUCUGCUCUACGACAUGAUUUACCAUAAGCCAUGGAUUCGAUGUCCCCCAUAUUUCAUGGGACUUCUCGUUGGCUAUUUUUUAGCCAAGUUUGGGUCCCAAAAAGUUAAAAUUCCCUGGAUUUUGGCUAUUUUCGGAUGGAUUUUGGCUUUUGGUCUUGGAAUUGCAUGCAUGUUUUGUACAUAUGAUUAUGACAAAGGCGUGAAAUGGAGCAUUUUUGCUCGAGCAACCUACUACAAUUUCUCUCGUAUUGCCUGGUCAUUUUUUGUCUCCUGGGUCAUUAUCGCCAAUCACAUGGGUUGGGGAGGACCAAUUGAUAACUUCAUGUCCCAUACGAUAUGGCAACCAUUGGGCAGGUUGUCCUAUUGUGUAUAUAUUGUCCAUUUUUUCACACUUUUCUGGUUUUUAAACAUCAGCGAUCAUUCCAUACAUUUCUAUUCUACGUUUCAGGUGUUCAUCUACUAUGCUGUUCCUGCUUGUCUUUUAUCAUACAUUUUUGCAUUUUUCUGGAGUUCUCUUUUCGAAAUUCCAAUUUUAAAACUCGAAAAAAUGAUGAUUGAGGGUUUAAUGGGAAGAACGAAAAAAAAUCAAGAAGUGGAAAAUCAAGGAUUGGAAAACGAGAAUUCAUUAGAAGAAGAUAAUUCUGGAAGUUCGGAAAGAUUAAUUACACUUUGA